Molecule: messenger RNA, 2151 nt
Organism: Phalacrocorax carbo (great cormorant)
Lineage: Eukaryota; Metazoa; Chordata; Aves; Suliformes; Phalacrocoracidae
Source: RefSeq, a predicted model, not a curated record
GAGUUAUUUUACGGGGGCUCAACCCUGGAUAAGCCAUGCAUUUAUCGGCAGCAUCCCUCUGCCAGGGCUUUGUGUCCCCCAUACCUUGUCCUCAACCUCCCGCUGUCUCCGGGACCCCUGACGGGACCCCCCAGCAUCCUCCCAGGGUGGUCCAGCUCCGGGUGGGUGGAUGAAACCCCCUUCCCUGCCUUCUAACAUGGCUCAGAUCUCUGGCGGGCGAAGGCUUUUCCUCCUCCCAUCACGGCGGGGGCAGCUCCGGCACAGCCCCUCUCCUCACCCCAAAACCGGGGCCGGCUGCAGCUCUGAACCCCCCAAGUCCCGGCCGCUGCGACGCCAAGCUCAGCUUCUCCCUGGCAAAAAGGACACCAUGGUCCCGGGGGGCCCCUGCUGGUGCCUGCUGGUGGGGCUCUGCGCCCUCGUACCCCCCACCACCGCCCAGGGGGGACCAGACGAGGACGUGACACCCAGCAUCAGGACGGAGGAGUUGGGGUACCACCUCACCCAGGAUGGGGACCCCCUCCAGGACCCCCAGCGCUGUGGCAUCACCUUCCACACCCCCAGCCCUUGCAGCCCCCGUGGGCCACCCCCCUCCACCUCUCGUGAUGAGCUGGAUCAUCUCAAGAGCCUCUUGCAGGACACCAAGGCCAGCCUGAAGGACGUGGAGAUGGCGGCCACGUUGGAGGACAACCAGACCCGCUACCAGGACAUCAUCACCGAGGCACUGCCCGCCAUCCACGGAGCCAACCUGGAAUUUCAGGAGAGCCUGGACAAUGUCCGCAGGGAGCUGGAGGCUCACGUGGCCAAGGCUGAUCACCCACGGAUGGCCGAGAAGAAGGAGAAGCUGCAGAAGGGUGUCCGUGUGGUGGCCCACAUGCUACGGCUCACUGCCCGCCUGGCCCAGACCCUCGACGCCGCCUCCCGCCGCCUCCACGCUGAGCUGAGCCAGCGCCUGCAGAGCUCGGCCGCCCGCGCCGCCGCUGCCGCCGAGCCCUAGGACACGGGGACGGGCUCCGCCGUCACCCUGCGUAUGGCCUUGCUUGCUGGUAGGACCCCAACGCGGCUCAUCUCCACGGCUUUUGGGGUGUCCUGGCUCUUCUCCCCGGUCCCGGGAGCUGAGAUUUUGCACGGGGUGUUUGCAGAACGGUUUGGGCGCUGGAGGCGGCAGCGCCGGGCGGGGACGGGAGGUCGCUGCCUGCUACGUGAUGCCGUCGCACAUGUGAUGCCAUCGCACACAUGAUGCCCAUCACCCCAGCCCCAACUCUUCGACGCAUUUAUCCUGCAGGAGCUCUGCACCAUAUAGCAGAGCCUGGUGCCACCACGUGUGCCCAGCCCCAUGCCUGGGGGAAAACCCCUCUGCAGGGGGGUCCUUCCCAUCCCCAGCAGACCUCUGCACCCCUUUGGUCCUCCCUGGAAGAGCUUUAUCCACGCAGGCUCCCUUUUUUCACAGCUAGUCAGCUCUGCCUGCCAACAACUAAGCCAUCACACCCGGAGCCUUGCCUGGACCAGGCUCCUGAGGAUCCCCAGAGGGUCUUAAAAAUUAACGCCAGCUCUUUUGGGGCUCAGCUGCAUCUCGCCAGUGGUCCAGCAGCAUCACCGCCUGCCCGGCGUGGGCAGAACCGCUGCCAGCCCCAGUUAAUCCUUUUGCCCUUGGGAGCAUCUUGUCCAGGCUUGGAAGAGUGUUUUUGUCCCUAGGGUGGGAACAGCGGAGGCUGGGUCGGGAGUUCGGCCCCUCCGGGUGGGCAGGGUGGAGGGGAUGGGGCUGCCCGGGCAGGGCAGGCAGCGGGAGAGCGGCUGCAGAUGAACCUCCCAGCAAUAAAUUGAAGCUGGCAACUCGAGUGCUCCCAACCCACUGAGCUUUGGGCAGGAGGAAAAGAGCUGGAGGCAGAAAAUCCUUGUGUGUUUGCACGCCCAGAGAUUCUCCCUGGAGGCUGGAGGGAAUGGGCAGGGCCACCCAGGCACACCGGGCUCGGGGCACCCCACUAACCCCACGGUGCACCCUAAAGGAUGGGCAAGAGGCAGAAAUACCCCCGGGCAGCGGCCGCGGCACUUCUGCAGGAGCUGCAGGCGGCUAAAUAAAGACGCAUUGUGCUGUGCCAGGCGUCAGCGUUAACUCUGCGUCUGUUUUCUCUCCAUCCUCUGCUGUCUACGGGA